GUUUUUUUCUCUUUAGAUUAUUUCAUUUUAUUUUUUCUGUUUGCAAUCCGAUUCCCAAAUUCCUGAUGCAAUCACUCGCACAAAGAAAUAUUACUGCUUGCUUAGCAUAAGUUAUUUCUGUACAUAUAUCUUUUUACAUAUGCAUGCGGUUGUUGGACUCCCGAUCUCUAUUCAGACACCAUGAAUCUUGGAUAGACAAGUUUGUUUUGUGGAUAAUCGUUCGUUGUGCUGAUGCAGCUUUUGUGAGAUUAAUUUACAAAUUCUCUUCAUCAGUUCUCAUUGCCAUAAUUAGUCUUCAGAUAAUGGUUUCUAUUUCAAAUGGUGGUUUGGGUGAGGUCUCGAACAAGCGGCCUUUGGAGAACAGCUCCAUACCCAAAUACAAGCCCAGGAGAGUAUCCGCAGUCCGGGACUUUCCCCCUCAGUGUGGACGUAAUCCCAUUCCGCCAAAUAUAAAACCUGAAGAAAUUAGAGGCAGUCAAAUUGGAAGACCUCAAAUGGCUGAAAUAAUUGGGUCUCAGGCUAUCAGAAAUUCUGAAGCCAUCAAAACAGAGAGUAAUGAGGUUAAUACUGCUGAAAUCCCCAAACUCGAGAUUGGUUGCGAGGCAAAAAAAGAUACCGACGUAUAUAGUGACUUAGGUAGUAGCGGUGUGAAAAACUCUAAUAACAUGGUGGAGUGUGAAUCACAUGAAGCAUUUGAUGUUCUUGUGGAUGUGGAUAUGAUUGAGUCGUUGGAUGAGUUGGUGGGGAAAAUCACGUCAAGUGCGAAUAUCGAUGAGAAAUUGUCGACUUGGCCACCCGGAUUUCAGUUGCCGAAUGAAGUAAAUAAUCCUAUUGAAGUAGAAAUGCCUCAAACAAUGGACAUGUUUGUUGGAAAACUUACAACUACAACAAUAGAGGAAAAGGAAGGUUUUGCGAAUUCUACUGAAAAAUUGAUCACUUACGGUAAGCGUGAUGAAGGUAAUACUAAUACACUGGACGCCAUGAAAACUGAUUCUCCUAACAAAGAGACUGAGGCUACAGGCCAGCCAACGCUGAACGAAUUAAACAAAGUGGAAAUUUUGACUUUGGUUAAGAAAUCAGGUAUGGAUUUCUCUGUUAGAGGGAAGGACAAGUACCGUAAGAGGAGUGUGUCUGCAGUUCGUGACUUUCCUCCUAACUGCGGGAGAAAUUUUUCUUUACCGACUGAAAAAAGCUGUCCGCAGGAUGGGACAAUAAAACAGAUAACACCAACUUCCCAAGAAAAAUGUCUGAGUGGACUUCAAAACAACAGGACAUUACAGCGAAGCAUUAUUCAGGAAACAGAAAUGAAUGAUGCUGGGGCUCGGGAUGAAGACAUGCGUGAGAUCACUAACCCUGUUUCGGCUGAAUGUGCUGGGGAAAUUGUUGUUUAUUCUCCAGGAAAACGGGAUGAAAAUAUCGAGCCUUCGCAUAGUGCUUCUUCUAGCUCAGAGAAUGACGAGAAUAGGAAGAUUAUAUAUGCUCUGAUGGCCAAACGGGAUGAAAAUAUCGAGCCUUCGCAUAGUUCUUCUAGCUCAGAGAAUGAGGAGAAUAGGAAGAGUUUAUAUGGUCUGAUGGCCAAACCAAAUUGUCCGUGGAGUAAAGAAAAAACAUAUCCGAGCAAUAACCAUGACUUGAAAACGAGUGGAGGAAGACGAAAUAAGAAGCCGAGCCUCUCCUUGCGGCACAAAUCAAAGGCCGUUGCUAAGAAAAGUAUCCAGAAUCUAAAAUCAAAAUCCUCAGUACCUCCUUCCAAGAAGCUCAAGAAAGUCCGUAUGAGUAACGAUGACGAAGACGAUGUGAGUCCCGAAGAAGCCUUGCCCCCUGCAGACGGUGAAGGGCAAAAACGGAAAUUCCCCACCAAAACCCGCAAACAGCAAGAUUUAGAGGUCACCCUACCCCCCUUCGGCCCCAACACCUCCGCCGCCCAUGGAGACGCCCGUAACAAAGUCCGAAACACCCUCCGUCUGUUCAACGCCAUAUGCCGAAAGCUCCUCCAGAAAGAAGAAGCAAACUCAAUCCUCGAAGAUGAGGAGGGCAAACCGGUAAAAAACGUCCGAAGAAUCGACCUCUUCGCCGCCAAGGCCAUCAAGGAAAAAGGAGAAGAAGUCAACACCGGGAAACAAAUCCUCGGCCAAGUCCCCGGAGUUCUCGUCGGCGACGAGUUCCAGUAUCGAGUCGAGCUCGCCGUCGUCGGCAUCCACCGCCUCUACCAAGCUGGCAUAGACUCCAUGAAGCUCGAAAAUGGUUUACAAGUCGCCACUAGCAUAGUCUCGUCCGGCGCUUACUCGGACGACCUCGAGAACGCGGACGUCCUGAUAUACUCCGGCCAAGGCGGAAACGUCGUCGGGAAGCAAAAGCAACAGCCGCAGGACCAAAAGCUUGAGCGCGGCAAUUUAGCUUUAAAAAACAGCAUCGACGCGAAGACGCCUGUCCGCGUGGUCCGAGGGUGGCGCGACAAAGCAGUCGACCCCCUCGAACCGAAACCGAAACUCGUAACCACAUACGUUUACGAUGGUCUUUACACGGUCGAGAGGUACUGGACCGAGACCGGGCCCCACGGCAAACAGGUCUUCAUGUUCGAGCUCCGCCGGAAUCCCGGCCAGCCCGAACUCGCCUGGAAACAGCUGAAAAAAUCCAACAACGCCAGAUUCCGUCCCGGCGUCUGCGUCAAGGACAUAUCCAACGGGAAGGAGGCGUUUGGCAUUCCGGCCGUCAACAUUAUAAACGACGAGAAGCCGCCUUCGUUCGAGUACGUCGCGAGAAUGACGUAUCCCGCGUGGCACGUCCCCGCGGCGCCACCUGGCUGCGACUGCGCCGGCCGCUGCUCCGACUCGAGGAAGUGCCGCUGCGCGGUGCGCAACGGCGGCCAGAUUCCGUACAAUCGAAACGGCGCGCUCGUCGAGACGAAGCUUCUCGUUUACGAGUGCGGGCCCCACUGCAAGUGCCCGCCUUCGUGCUUCAACAGGGUGACUCAGCGAGGGAUUAAAUACCAGCUCGAGAUUUUUAAAACCGAGACGCGCGGGUGGGGGGUGAGGGCGCUGACGUCGAUACCUUCCGGAAGCUUCAUCUGCGAGUACGCGGGGGAGCUUCUGGAAGACAGGGAAGCGGAGAAGAGGAUUGGGAGUGACGAGUAUUUGUUUGAUAUAGGACAGAAUUUGAGUGACUCGUGUCUUAAUGCGGAGGAUCAGGCGUUGUCGGCCGAGCUCGUUGAAGAUGGUGGGUACACUAUAGAUGCGUGCAGGUUUGGGAAUGUGGGGAGGUUUGUUAAUCAUAGCUGCGCGCCGAAUCUGUAUGCGCAGAAUGUGAUUUACGAUCAUGAUGAUAUGAAGAUGCCGCACAUUAUGUUGUUUGCGAUGGAGAAUAUUCCGCCGUUGCAGGAGCUGACAUAUCACUAUAACUACUGUGUUGAUCAGAUUCGGGACUCGCAUGGGAAUAUUAAGGUGAAGAAGUGUUACUGUGGUGCUGCACAGUGUACUGGUAGGAUGUAUUAA
Molecule: messenger RNA, 3491 nt
Organism: Striga asiatica
Lineage: Eukaryota; Viridiplantae; Streptophyta; Magnoliopsida; Lamiales; Orobanchaceae
Source: the annotation of a GenBank genome assembly